AGCCACAUCCAUGGAAGGGAUGACGCAAUGCAGGUGAAGAGGAUCGUCGUUAAUUCUGUGUGAACGUUAGACAUUCAACUUCACACACGCUUCAACAGAAGAUGGCCCACUUCUGGUACUUCGCCUACGGGAGUAACCUCCUACCCCAGCGCCUACUGAGGAAGAACCCUACUGCCGUCUUCAUCGCGACAGCUUGUCUGCAGGACUACCGCCUGACGUUUGACGCACCAUGUGACAUCAACAAGACGCUGUGGGCGGGUGCGCUCGCCACCAUCAGGAGUUGUCCUGGAUCCAGUGUCUGGGGCGUCAUAUGGCAGCUUGAUAUGGCCGACAGCGACAAUCUGGACAGACAGGAAAAAACAUACCAGCGCCGGACCGUGACAGUAACGACACCCGACGGCACAACGCACACGUGUCGGACGUACGAGCUGGACGGGGAGUAUGACAUCGCACAUUCCCCCUCCCCGCAGUACAAGGAUGUGAUUGUGAGGGGGGCGAGACAAAGCGGCUUACCCCAAGCUUACAUCUCCCAGCUGGAGGCUGUAGAAGACAAUGGAUACGACGGAGAGGUUGAAGUCUACAACAGACUCAUACGCCAAUUGGAAAAUCAACAUCAAUGACACAAGUUCAGCAAUCAACCUUGCCGUAUUAUAUCUUCAUUCUAUAAUGAUUAAACUUUACUCAAGAAUUUGGUCUCAAACAAAAGUGCCAAUUCGCAUGAAUAUCAUCCUCUAUAUCUCAAGGGCAUUUCGAUAAACAUACAAUAACCCCUGCAUUCAUUCCCGUGGUUCUCGCUAUCUGAAAUUACCCGCCUUUGAUUUCCAUCUGCCAAUUUGAUUGGCUAUGCUACUGGGUCUAACGGACCAAUGAGAAUGCGAGUUACAAACCAGACGCAGUGUUGAGUUGGCCAGUCUCAUUGAUUACGAUCGAGUUUGGGAGAAAUUUAACAUUGACUUACGCGCAAAAGGCCUCAAAAAUCUUUUUGAUGGAAACGAUGUCUUCGAAUUCGUGUCCAUUAAAACUGGCGGUGUCUUUGGUUUCUAGGUAAUACGAGUUUUCAAUCACAUCAGAUCUUACUUCUCGCUACUGAUAAGCAAAAAUCUGAGGACAUUCCAUUACGUCCAUUCACGUCAGUGCGACCUUUCAUCCCGACCAAUCAAAGCGUAGCUUACUAGAUCGAGAAAGUGACAGUCUGUGUGUGUUUUCUGAUCUGGACCUAGA
Molecule: messenger RNA, 1221 nt
Organism: Haliotis rufescens (red abalone)
Lineage: Eukaryota; Metazoa; Mollusca; Gastropoda; Lepetellida; Haliotidae
Product: gamma-glutamylcyclotransferase-like
Exons: 3
Coding region: 102-620 (172 amino acids)
Molecular function (GO): gamma-glutamylcyclotransferase activity
Source: RefSeq, a predicted model, not a curated record